Molecule: messenger RNA, 1383 nt
Organism: Candoia aspera
Lineage: Eukaryota; Metazoa; Chordata; Lepidosauria; Squamata; Candoiidae
Gene: SLC51B
Product: SLC51 subunit beta
Exons: 5
Coding region: 237-728 (163 amino acids)
Biological process (GO): bile acid and bile salt transport
Cellular component (GO): protein-containing complex; plasma membrane
Molecular function (GO): protein heterodimerization activity; transmembrane transporter activity
Source: RefSeq, a predicted model, not a curated record
CAACUUCUCUGAGCCGCAAGGAAGGGCAAUGAAUUACUCCAUCUCAUAAGUUGCAGCGUCUGAGGGUUCUCCCAACCUGCCAGGUGCUCCCAACGCUUCAGGGGCACACAGUCUUCCGCCACUGGGGAUAACAUCUUGCAGUCUUCCAUUCGUCUGGACCAAGCAGCAGAUCUUUUGCUUCCACUUGAGGAUCCUUUGAAAGAAGAGCUUCCCCUUGAAGGGUGCUUCAAACCAUCAUGGGGAUAUUUUGGACAUCCUUAUGUUUCCUGGUAUACGCAUUGAACACAGAGCUGGGUGUCCUGGCUGUGAUCAGCUCAGAACCCCAGAAGGACUCGGAAGGCCUCACCGGUCCUCCAGAAGACACCGUGCCUCCAGAGAUGCUGCAGGAGAUGCUGUGGUUUUUCCGAAGAGAAGACUCAUCUGCAUGGAAUUACUGCAUCCUGUGCCUUUCGUUUCUCGUUCUGCUCAUUGGCAUAGUCCUCUUGGGAGCAAAUAUCAGGGCCAAUAGAAACCGGAAGGACCUGCUCCUACACAAACAGGGCUACGUAGUCAGCCUGCCCAAUGAGGCAGAAACGAAGCAAGCAUUUGUGCUGUUAAACAAAGAGAAUUUGGAUCCUGCUGGAAAAGAUUUGCUUCCAAAAGGACCAAGCUCAGGAGAGGUGAUGAUACGCUGGAAGGACGGAAACACAACAGCCCUGUAUGCUGAUGCAAAUGAAGAGGAGGCAUAGCACCUAAUGUCAGCAUUCUGGAUUUUGUGAGACCAGUCAGGACUCCUGGGCUGUCACCAUUUUUGGAAUGCAGGCCUCAAAGCCAAAUUCAUUAAGCGGGAUCAAAGAGCCGCAAAAAGCAGAGACACACUGGCUCCCUUUGUGUUACAAGUUACACAAAAUAUGUAAUCCACCACAACUUUUCAUGUGCCGGCUGCUGUUUUCACACAUGUUGAACUAGGACAGCCUAGUGGCUUCAUACAAUAUGCUAAGCCUGGUCAGUUGGUUCACAUUAGUGUUAACCUUGAUUGGUUUGUUGGUGUCUAGUGGUACUGUGUCCAGGGUGCCGGUAGGGUCAAACAAGUCAAGAUGGUGGCCGUGACAGGGCGAUCCAAACAAUGCUCAUAAAAACCAGGCAGAGCUUUGUUUGGACAGUUUUGGUUACCAUCUUGAUUUGCUUGACCAUGCUUGGGGAGACCCCGAUGCCAACCUAGCUCAGUUAGUUAUUUGAGUAGUGCUUGAACCCCAAAAAAGGGCUAAUUCAAUAACCAAUUAAGGAUACUGUGUGAAAGAUAGCCUGGGUGUGUGACCAGAAUUGCUUUGCUGUGUUUCACUGGCUUCUCCAACAAAUCUGUCAGAUGAGCUGGAAAGAAGUUCAAGGUCUCUCUGAUUCUGA